Dipodomys ordii (Ord's kangaroo rat) is the source of this 953-nucleotide messenger RNA. RefSeq names its product nucleolar protein 12 (gene Nol12). Gene Ontology annotation, molecular function: RNA binding. Gene Ontology annotation, cellular component: nucleolus. The transcript has 6 exons. NCBI's taxonomy places the organism in Eukaryota, Metazoa, Chordata, Mammalia, Rodentia, Heteromyidae. The coding region runs from base 50 to 691 and encodes 213 amino acids. The record is from RefSeq and is a predicted model, not a curated record.
GGAAGUCUCUCAGGAGAGGGGAAGCCGCGCCGCCAGAAGCCUCGCCAGUAUGGGCCGCAACAAAAAGAAGAAGCGAGAUAGCAGCGACCGGCGGCCCCGACUCGUGCUCAGCUUUGAUGAAGAAAAACGGCGGGAAUUCCUGACUGGCUUCCACAAGCGGAAAGUGGAGCGUAAGAAGGCAGCCAUUGAGGAAAUAAAGCAGCGGCUGAAGCAGGAGCAGAAGAAGCUGCGCGAGGAGCGCCACCAGGAAUACUUGAAGAUGCUGGCCGAGAGAGAGGAGGCGCUGGAGGAGGCCGAUGAGCUGGAGCGGCUGGUAACAGCUAAGACAGAGUCGGUGCAGUACGACCACCCCAACCACACAGUGACCGUCACCACCAUCAGUGACCUGGACCUCUCUGGGGCCCGGCUACUUGGACUGCCCCUUCCUGAGCAAGGGGCCGGAGCUGGGUCUGAGGAGGCGCCAUCCAUGGAGAAGUCAACUAGAGCCUUACCCAGGAAAUCCAAAGACCCCCUGCUGUCUCAGCGAAUCUCCUCCCUCACGGCCUCACUGCAUGCACACAGCCAGAAGAAGGUCAAGAGGAAAGCCCCUCGCCGGGCCCAGGGCUCCAGCGUGAAGCCGCCCAGUGCCUCUCGUACCAGCAAGACCCAGCGCCGCCGAAUGACAGGCCGAGCCCGGCACAGCGGGGAGUGAGCCCCAACGGCACCUCAGCUGGGCGCCCCUGAAGGCCAGCUCCACAUGGGACGACCCAGCCUGAGCGUGGGCGGCCAGGCCCUGUCCAGCCGGCGCCACCGUGCCUGAGGACUGCCCGACUGCCUCCCAGCCACUGGGGUUCGGGUGUUUGCCCCGUGAACAGCUGUUUCCACCUUCCAAAGGAAGAUCAUCUUAAGGGCUGGGAAGGGGCUCAGUGGUAGAGCGCUUGCCUUGCAUGCAUGAGGCCCUGGGUUCCAUUCCU